UAUGAGCCCCCCCCUCGCCGCAGACCCCAGAAAACCACCAGCAGCAGCGGCGCCGCUUCUCACAGCUGCACAGGCGUUCACAGUGGAAGAUGAAGCUGCUGUGGCUCAGUGUCCUCUGCCUCUUCGCCUGCUGCCUCGGCGAGGCCAGAGUCAUCCCAGAAGGAGCGCCGUAUGAACAACCUCCUGCUGACCCCUACUGGCCCUACUCCACCUCUGACUUCUGGAACUAUGUGGAGUACUUCAAAUCCAUCGGGGCCUACGAGCAGAUCAACCAGCUGGCUCGGACCUUCUUCGCCCACCAGAACCUCCGGGACACCCUGGGAUAUGAUACCCACGCAGGCUAUGAGCAUUAAGACGAUCCAGGCAGGAAAGGGAAAGGAAUGAAAUGUUCCAAACUGAAAUGAGUGAAAUGGGAAUAAACUAAACGUUUGUUUUCAGUUUACAUUAGGCUUUCUGUAGCAAUAUAGCUAUUAAAGAUUGCAAUAGAUUUGUUGUAGUUUUUUUAGAACAUAUUAAUUAGGUGCAGUGAAAUAAUAGGAAAUGAAUUCAAAUAAAAUUUCUAAUAGUUAAAGUCUUUUCGUCUUCUUUUCUCCCCCUCCCCCCCCCCCAAAAAAUAUAUUUACAAUUAACACAACUCUGUUGAAGAUUUGGAGUUUAAUUAUUAAAUUUUUACUUAAUUUUGAUCUGUUUAAUCUAUAUUUAUACUUUAACUUCAUUGUAACCACGUAAUGUAAUUUAUGUUGAAAUAAAUUAAGCUUCAUGGAUAAAGUAAA
This is a messenger RNA of Oryzias latipes (Japanese medaka), 773 nucleotides long. It is a transcript of the gene otos, whose product is annotated as otospiralin. NCBI's taxonomy places the organism in Eukaryota, Metazoa, Chordata, Actinopteri, Beloniformes, Adrianichthyidae. Gene Ontology annotation, biological process: sensory perception of sound. The record is from RefSeq and is a predicted model, not a curated record.